UAAGUGGAAUCCUUGCUUUUCCUCAUAAAUGUGAAAAGUGGAAUAAACCCAGGGGCAGUUUCACACACAACAUGCCGGCUCCCUGCACAGGUGAGCACACACUGCAGGUCACAUAGCUGUGCAGCAGAAGCAAACAUGCUCAGACUCUGCUCCUAGACCGACUGGUCAUGUGACUGGGAUAGGCCCGGGGAGAGGGGGAGGAGGAGGGGAGAGCCCAGAGACCCCGACUCCUGUGAAGUGACUCCAGAAGACAGCCCAAUAGAUAAUCCCCACCCAAGGAGCCUAUCAACACAUAAUCCGGAUUGUAGGGAAAAGUCUCUCUCCUAAGAGAAAGUGAAAUCUACAGGGCGUAUUGAGUACAGGCUCAGGAUGCCAACUUGUCGCUAGCAUCGGAUCCCCUGCAUUGACAUAGGAAUGCAGCAAGUCAGUGCACAGCCUGGAGCUCACGUCCUGUGAGAGCACAGCAGCAUCAUCUCAGGUCCAUGAAGGAGCUGGCCACCAUGCCAGACGUCACCCCAAUGUCGCUCUUCCAGGAGGUGUCUUCAGAACUUCUUCAGGGACCUUCAGCCAGCGUCCUGGGCAGAGUGCAGAAGUGCAGGCAGGGAGUGAGUGCCCUGGAGGAGAGUUUAGAGACGGACCUGCAGGUUCUGAGCAGGAUUCGGAAGAGUGUUAGAUCCAUCUAUACUUCAGGCCUGUCGUUUGUGGAAGCUCAGGAGAGUUUUGUGGAACCUCUGCAGGCUUUGGGUUCCAACCAGCUCUCAACCAACAACCAUGAGCUAACCACCGGCUUCCUGAACUUGUCUGUCCUUUCAAGGGAGCUGGGCGCGCUCUUCAGUAACAUGAUACACAACCUGAACAGCAUCCUCUCUUUUCCUGUUGACUCGUUAUUACGCGGAGAGUUAAAAGAUGGACGAAUGGAACUGAGGAAGCAGGCAGACAAGAGCUGGAAGGAAUGCGAGAUAAGAAUGACAAAGAAAGCUCGCUCAGGAGGGUCCCGAGCAGAAUCUGACAGUGCAGAGGAUGCUGACAAAGAGAAAAAACUCUUUCAACUUCACUUAUGUGAGUACCUGCUCAGAUUAGGAGAGCUGCAAGUUAAACAGGGUCCUGACUUCCUUGAAUGUCUCAUCAAAGCCUUUCAUGCACAACGCAAUUUUUUUCAGGAUGGAUUAAAUGCUACGCAAAGUCUCCUUCCUUUCAUAGAGAAGUUGUCGUCGUCCCUGCAUACUAUUCAUCAGACUCAGGAUGACGACCUCAAACAACUUUCAGAUGUUCGGGAUGAUCUGCAAAAACAGUUACUUAUAGAAAAUAAGGAGGAUUCAUUGAACAGGAAGGAUUCUGGAUAUAGUUUGCACCAACCUCAAGGGGAUAAGCAGCAUGGAACAGAGAAAUCUGGCUUUCUGUACAAAAAGAGUGAAGGUAUCCGAAAAGUAUGGCAGAAAAGAAAAUGUGGAGUGAAAUAUGGAUAUCUGACAAUAUCUCACAGUACGAUUAAUCGACCUCCAACUAAAAUUAAAUUGCUGACAUGUCAGGUACGGCCCAAUGUUGAGGACAAAAGAAGCUUCUACUUAAUCACACAUAACAGAACAUAUCAUUUUCAGGCUGAGGAUGAGGCUGAGGCGUUCAUAUGGAUAUCAGUGCUUCAAAACAGUAAAGAUGAGUCCUUGAACGCAGCCUUCAGCGGAGAUACAGGGUCAAAUGACCACUCCAACCAACUGGCAAAGCAGAUCAUUAAUGAGAUUAGGUCCCUACCUGGGAACCAAGUGUGCUGUGACUGCGGAGCUCCUGAACCCUCCUGGGUAUCCACCAAUUUAGGAAUUCUCAUCUGCAUUGAGUGUUCUGGGAUUCAUCGCGACUUAGGAGUGCGCUACUCACGGGUUCAGUCUUUAACUCUUGACUUACUGAGCACUUCUGAACUCUUGAUUGCAGUUUCCAUUGGAAAUGCCAAAUUCAAUGAUGUUUUUGAAGUAUCUCUUCCAACACCAAAUCCCAAGCCCAAACCCAGCAGUGACAUGGCUUCCAGGAAAGAUUAUAUCACUGCAAAAUAUGUUGAACACAACUUUGUGGACAGAGAAAAAAGCAAUGCUCUGCAUGGAAUUAGAGAGGCCAUUCAACAGCAUGACUUGGUGUCCCUCCUGCAGUGCAUGGCGAAUGGGGCAGAUCUGAGUAAACCCCUUCCCUCGGUGGACAAUCAGGAUCAUCCGGAGCAUCCCCUUCACUUUGCUGUCUAUAUGAGUGAGAAAAAUUCCCUCCCAAUAGUAGAUUUCCUCAUCCAAAAUGGGGGAGCUGUGGAUAAAGUUACAGCAGAUGGACAAACAGCCCUACAUUAUGCAGUUAAAUAUAAUAAACCAGAUUGCAUACGGCUUCUCCUGAGAGCAAAGGCAUCUGUGAAUACUGUCAACCAUGCGGGAUUAACUCCCUUGAUGUUGGCUCAGACUCUUAAACACUUAGAAUGCGAAGAGCUGCUGGAAAGAGCAGGAGAUGGGAGCUUUAAUAUUGAACUGGAUUUUGACUGGUUCCACAUAGAAGAGGAAGUAAGCAACAGUGAUGAGGACGAUGGAGAAAAGCUGAGCCCAUUAUACCCAAAUCCUGUGUUGCCUUCAGCAGUCAGAUCCUACCAGAGACAAACUUCGAUGGGAUUGGACAUCAGCAACAGAACUUAUGAGACAUUUCUUAUUCCCUCCAAACCAUCACCACCUCAUAGAUCCUGGAGUGUGGAGAUGCCGCCACCACUGCCUGCCAAAACACAUAGUCGUAAAGCCCAUGAGUUUUCUUGGCACACCCCGGUCACUUUGGACCGUCCUCUCAGCGUUUCUUCCUGCCCACCUGGUGGAGGGGAUUGGGAGGGAGUUUCAGAAGUGGGAUUGCAGCGUCGGUCAUCUGAGCCUCCACGAUAUACGUCAGAUUCUCAUGGCCAUACACACAGCAGUUUAAGCAUGGAUGGAGUAAAGUCUUACAGAAGAGUGAAAUGUUCUCAGAAUGUGGAAAGUUCAACACAAGCUAGACCUCCGUUACUGUAGACAACCCAGUACCGUGGAUAUUUCACAGUUGCAGCUUUCAUCAUGAAGUUAUCCUCGUAUCACAGCUUCAUAUAUUAUGCUCCAGCGCAGGAUAAGAUAUGAGUACCAGGGGAAAACUGUUAUUAUCCUUUAUUUCUAUCCUGCAGGCUGAGCUCAGACGCUGGAAAAUGUAAACCGUUAACAAUAUUCAAAUGUGCGCCACCCAAAUGGAUAACAAUUUGAGCGUGUGCACUCCUGACCCAUACUGGAUGUUUCCUGCAGACUGGAAUCUGACGGAAGAUGGCAUGGUCGCUUUGAAUUUGACUUUUUCACCCUUUUUUCACAUGCUCGUGUCAUGGCUGUGGAUUCAAGAUACUCACAGAUGCCAUAUAUAUAUGGAUUUUAUGAUUUGGGACUGCAAUUUGCGCAGACAGGUUUCCUCUUGAGUUAAAUGUCGGAAUCCUAUAUUUGACUGAUGAACUAGAUGAUGCAGUCCUACAACCAUUUCUCAUCACCCGACUGACUAUUGGACUAUAGUAUAGAUAUCGACCACUUCAUCAUUAUAGGGACACUAACCAGAAAGAAAAUAUCUUUUUCAUGAAUUUUAUCUGUCUUUGAGGAAUCUAUUCAUUUUACAUGUUUGUGUUCUGCACAUUAGGGCAGGUUUAUUAUUACUGUUAUACCAACGAGUCUGUGAUGUGUGAGCCCUAGUAUCACUCAUAGUAAUGCAGUGUUAUCUGUGUGUUCAGACAAGUCAUUUUUCGUGCCAUAGAGCCUUAGCCUAAAUCAAAAAUUGAGUUUUGUAGUUGGAAUCCAGAUCAGACAGCUUCUGAUCUGCCAGAAAAUCAAAAAUAACUGAUCUUUUUUGUAGCAUAAGUUAUGAUCAGUUGGCAUCAGUUUGUGUCACUUCUGUCAGAGAUCAGUUAUUUUUGAUGCCAGAAAAUGUACUGCAUGCAGUGACAAACUGAUGCCGACUGGUCAUAACUGAUGCUAAAAAAAAUGGAUCAGUUAUUUUUAGUGCAAUUUGAUGAUAACUGAGCACAACUGAUGGUUAAAUUUAGGGCUCAUGCACACGGCCGUAGCUGUAGUCCACAGAUCCGCAAAACACGGAUACUGGCCAAGAUCCUUCCACCAUUUUAUUUUUUUUAUUCCUCCAGAAAUGUAAUAUGCUUGUUUGCAAAACGGAGAAGGAUAGGACAUGUUCUGUAUAUUUUUGCGGGGCUGAGUAAUGGACUUACAGAUGUGGACAACAUAUGAGUGUGCUGUUCGCAUCUUUUGUGGUCCCUUUGAGAUGCAGAAAAAUUGCGGAUUAGAUGCGGACCAAAACUAUGGUCUUGUGCAUGAGCCCUAAUGCUCAGUUCACUUCAUCGUUUAGCCUUCUGUUCUUCCGAUCCAUCAUUAGAACAGAGAAAAACGGAUCCUUAGGGAUCAUUCACAUGACCAUGUGAAGCCCAUGCCCGGAUCCGCAAUACACGGGCACCGUUCCGUGUGCAUUCCACAUCACAGAUGCGGACCCA
Molecule: messenger RNA, 4513 nt
Organism: Bufo gargarizans (Asiatic toad)
Lineage: Eukaryota; Metazoa; Chordata; Amphibia; Anura; Bufonidae
Product: arf-GAP with SH3 domain, ANK repeat and PH domain-containing protein 3-like
Exons: 25
Coding region: 483-3017 (844 amino acids)
Biological process (GO): positive regulation of GTPase activity
Cellular component (GO): cytoplasm
Molecular function (GO): protein binding; GTPase activator activity
Source: RefSeq, a predicted model, not a curated record